AUGACUAUCACCAAGGAGCGUGAGGGACCCAAAGAGCAAUUAACCUACACUAUGAAAAGCUGCAAAUUGAUAACCGGAACAUUAAUUAUACUUCUAGCGUUUUCGAGGGUUUUCUUGCAGCCAAUUUUUUCAAUAAUAUCGGAUUGCGAUGAGACGUUCAAUUAUUGGGAACCAUUGAAUCUACUCGUCAGAGGUUUUGGUAAGCAAACAUGGGAAUACUCCCCAGAAUAUUCAAUUCGUUCAUGGGCUUUCCUCUUGCCGUUUGCUAGUCUGCUGUAUCCGCUGAACAAGGCGUUAGCAUUUAAUGCAGAAUGGAAUUUUUAUAUUGUUAGAGGAUUGCUUGGCUUUGGCAGCUUCAUACUAGAAAUAAGUUUACAUCGAGAGAUUUCAAGAACGCUUUCAAUUUCUAUUGCCAAUUACUGGUUGCUUUUUCAAAUUUUCAAUCCGGGUUGGUUUCAUGCAUCAGUUGAGUUAUUGCCUUCAGCAAUAGCAAUGCUACUCUGCCUUGGGUCUUCUAAACAUGCAUUAAACUAUUUAUCGACUGAUUCCACAUCGAGCUUCUUGGCAAGCAUUACCUUCAAUUUAAUUGGUGGUGUUCUGGGUUGGCCGUUCGUUUUGGUAUUGAGUUUGCCAAUCUGUUUACAUUAUUUGUUUCACCAUAAAUUGAUUGUUACAGUGAGGACCGUGUUCGAUUCAUUGGUCAUUGUCUCUCUAGUAGUUGCAGCCACAUUCACACUUGACUCUUUGUUUUAUGGAAAGUUUACUCCUGUAUCCUGGAACAUCUUUUGGUAUAACGUAAUAAAUGCUGAUGCCUCCUCAGGGCCUAACAUCUUUGGUGUGGAGUCUUGGACAUAUUAUGUUUUCAAUCUUUUCCUGAAUUUCCCGUUACCUGUCCUUAUUUUAAGUAUCAUCGGCAUUUCACGUAAGAGAUUAUGGCCAUUAUGGCUAUCAUUGAUUACAUGGUUACUUAUUUUUACAUCGCAGCCUCAUAAGGAAGAGAGGUUUUUGUAUCCAAUUUAUUCAUUGCUAUCUUUGGCAGCUGCUGUUGGGUUUUCUACACUAUUAAAAUCAGUCAACAGGUGCAAAUUGACAAGGUCUGUGAUUAAGUUGUGCAUCAUUGCAUUCGUUAUUAUACAAGCAACAUCGAGAAUUAUGGCGAUAUUAGAUAACUACAGUGCUCCAUUGGAUGUCUAUUCGACAUUGUACGAUUUGAAUAAUGAGAGUGAUGAUAUUGUUAACGUGUGUACUGGUCGCGAAUGGUACCAUUUCCCAAACUCUUUUUUUCUCCCAGAUAAUUACAGACUAAGGUUUGUUUCUUCAGGGUUUGAUGGGCUACUGCCUGGCGAUUUCAGCGAAGAAGGUAACAUUUUUUCAAAGAUAAGAAAGAUCCCAAAAGGAAUGAACAAGAAAAAUAUUUUUGAUGAAGGAAAAUUAUGGCCAAUUUCCAAAUGUGACUAUUUUGUUGAUAUAACUUCCGAUGUCAAUGAAAGAAAAGAUGCAUUUGAUCCUAAUUCAAUGCCUCAAGGAUGGAUCGCUCAUUCUUGCGCCAAGUUCGUAGACGUUGAAAAUUCAAAAAUUUUAGGAAGAUCAUUUUACUUUCCCACUAGCAUUGCUGAACUCUUAUCUUCUAACUAUGCUGAAUAUUGGAGCAAAAUAUAUGGCACAGAAAAAGUUGACUACUGCCUGUUUGAGCAGGUAAAAAACGUUUGA
Molecule: messenger RNA, 1710 nt
Organism: Zygotorulaspora mrakii
Lineage: Eukaryota; Fungi; Ascomycota; Saccharomycetes; Saccharomycetales; Saccharomycetaceae
Gene: ALG9
Product: dolichyl-P-Man:Man(6)GlcNAc(2)-PP-dolichol alpha-1,2-mannosyltransferase
Exons: 1
Coding region: 1-1710 (569 amino acids)
Biological process (GO): protein N-linked glycosylation
Cellular component (GO): endoplasmic reticulum membrane
Molecular function (GO): alpha-1,2-mannosyltransferase activity
Source: RefSeq, a predicted model, not a curated record